Molecule: messenger RNA, 159 nt
Organism: Protopolystoma xenopodis
Lineage: Eukaryota; Metazoa; Platyhelminthes; Monogenea; Polystomatidea; Polystomatidae
Source: the annotation of a GenBank genome assembly
CGGCCGAAGGGUCGUGUUAUCCUCCGGCAGCCGGCCGUCCGGUUGAAUGGCGUGCUCGAGGCAGAAGAGCUCCCAGCAGCUUGUGCCGAUCUGAACCCCAGCCUGGCCAAUGUGAAUGCUCAAACAUUCUCUCUAAAAGACAGAGUUAUGCUUGGCUAA